This is a messenger RNA of Boleophthalmus pectinirostris (great blue-spotted mudskipper), 3684 nucleotides long. RefSeq names its product FBJ murine osteosarcoma viral oncogene homolog B (gene fosb). Lineage: Eukaryota; Metazoa; Chordata; Actinopteri; Gobiiformes; Gobiidae. Gene Ontology annotation, biological process: regulation of transcription by RNA polymerase II. Gene Ontology annotation, cellular component: nucleus. Gene Ontology annotation, molecular function: RNA polymerase II cis-regulatory region sequence-specific DNA binding; DNA-binding transcription factor activity, RNA polymerase II-specific. The record is from RefSeq and is a predicted model, not a curated record. The transcript is spliced from 5 exons. Bases 145 to 1428 code for a protein of 427 amino acids.
UACAAGACCGUAAUACCGACGGACUGUGGACUCCCUUUACAUGGAUCUACUAUAGCACAUUUUGAUCUGAGAUCUUCUUUAAAGCGAAUAUUUUAAACGGGCUUUCAUUUUCCCUAAACGAAGGAAACUGGAUUAAGCUUCUUCAUGCAACUUUUUUGGAAAGAAACCAGGAGCAUCUCCCCGGGAUAUAACAAAAAAUUAACCGGUGACACCUCGCUCUGUACGGUCGCUACAGGUCCCCCUUGGGAGAUGUACCAAGGCUUCCCCGGCGACCCUGACAGCGGAUCCCGUGGGAGCUCAUCACCGUCUAUAGAGUCCCAAUACCUCUCCUCGGUGGACUCUUUCGGGAGCCCGCCAACCACCAGUGCUCCACAGGAGUGUGUGUCAGCAGGAGCUGGCUUGAACAUUGUGAGCACCGGGCCCGGGUCAAGUGUUGGAGGUGAGAUGCCAGGUUCAUUUGUGCCCACUGUGACAGCCAUUACCACCAGUCAGGACCUGCAGUGGAUGGUACAACCAACCCUCAUCUCCUCUCAGGCCUCUGGACAGAGUGCGUCCACCGCCACUUCUACUAUGACCCAGCCAGUGUCGCUGGUUGACCCCUAUGACCUGCCCGGCACUAGUUACUCCACUGGCACUGGAAUGACCCCCAUGGGUUCAGACACUGCAGGGCCAGGCCCAGUACGCCAGUCUAGAGCCCGCAGCCGCCGCACUCGAGACGUGUCUGUGAGUGAAGAUGGAGAUGUUGGUGUGUUAUUAACACCAGAGGAAGAAGAGAAGAGACGUGUACGGAGAGAGAGAAACAAGUUAGCUGCAGCCAAAUGCAGAAAUCGCCGAAGAGAACUGACAGACAGACUUCAGUCGGAGACAGACAUUUUGGAGGAGGAGAAGGCAGAGUUGGAGGCAGAGAUCUCUGAGCUGCAGAAAGAGAAGGAGCGUCUGGAGUUUGUGCUGGUGGCCCAUCAGCCCAACUGUAAGUUGGUGUACCAGGAGCAGCCAUCACAAAGCUCAACACAACUGCCAGGUCCAACCUUACAGGGCCCAGUGUCCAUUGUGGGUUUGACCAUGAAGGAAGACUCAUUCUACCUGCCCCCCGCCUACCCCACCCACCCAGCGUCCGCACACUCCCAGCCUGCAGUCCAGCAGCAGCAAGUGCAGCAAGCUCCUCAGCCCGGACUAAUGCAGGAGGUAGAGUUUUCUAGUUCUUUCUAUGGCUCAAGUGAGCCAGCACCUGGUGGGCCUUGCCUUAUGGCCAGUGACAGUGGUGGUGGUAACCAUGACGGUGCGGCCAUUGGCUACAACACCUCAUACACAUCUUCAUUUGUGUUCACCUACCCAGAGGGAGCCUGCGGGGUCAGUGCCAACCAGCGGAACAGCAGUAGCGAGCAGUCGUCUGAUUCCCUGAACUCACCCUCGCUGCUUGCGCUUUGACUGAUGACACGCACACACAUACUAACAAGAUGCAUUAACAAAGUGAGGCAAGUACAAAGUACUUAGUCCUCACCGUUCCAAUGAAAAGUAUUUCUUUAACUGUCAUUGGGGUGAAGUUUGCUGAAAAAGUAGUAAAACUUCAAAACCCUCAACACACCCCACACACAUUUCUGAAGUGAAGAAAUAUUGAACAGAAAAUUGAAUAAUAGCCAUAUUCCGUUACUGAUGAACUUGAUCAUCUUGUGUACCAGUGCACACACACAAACUCAGUGUGAGUGUACACUAAAAGAUCUAAUUAUUGAGCACCAGUGCCCCAAUCUUGUUCCCUCUGUUGACUGCCUCUUUCCAGUGCAUUGGCUUUCAUCUUUCUCAUCUUCUUAUUCUCCUUUUGCUUUUGCUGGUUAUAUUAGUGCAAAUAGCAAAUAGGGUCAUAGGACACUUAGUCCAGUUAAGGGAUCUGAUUCCUACUCAUUUACUGCACUCUGCAUCUGCUCAACUUCCCCCCUGCUUUUUCAUUUGCUUGGACCUGGGAUUUGAUCAGUCUGCACUUAAACUAGUACUUUCUGCUAUUAUAUUCAACUCCGUCCGUCUGUCUACCUGCCAUGCGACCCAUCUCUACCCAUCUUUGUUUUUCCUCUUCUGUCUUUGUUUCUUCCUGUCUUCAAAGUCUUCGACCCCCGAGAGCCCGGAGACUCCUUCCAGCCCUUGGGAGCUUGAGUGAAUGCAGAGCCAACUAACUCGCCUUUUUCCAACUUCUCACAAAAGGACUGGGAUGCAACCACCUAAAGAGCUGAGUCCUGUUUGGUGAACUACGCUGCAGUAGAUGCAUCCUAUAUCAAAAGAGGACCUCUACUCUGCAUAAAGACACAAAAUCUAAGAUGGCAGCUGCUGUCUACAGCUGAGCCAAUAUUCAAUGUUCACUUAAUGAAGUGCUGGAUGAAGAAAAAAAGAGCGCUGCUUCGCAGCAAAAUGGAGAUGCCUUUAAAGGAGGAUACCCUUCAUCUGACUUUUGAAACCAAAUGAGAACACCAAGAGCCAAAUAGUGAAAUAGUGUUUGCUUUAGCAAAACAUGUUGAGAGGGAAACCUCACUGAAAAGACCUCACGCCACAGAGCCUAGGUGCAUAUUAACAAAAGUAUCUUUCCAUUAUUUGAGGAUGGCAACUUUGUUGAUGUUGCACACCAGCUCUUUUUCCAGCCUUACUGCUUACCAUUCAGAUGUGAACGAAUGCCUUUCAAGAAGACAUUUUAUGGAAACAACCUCUAAAUAUUGGGCCCAGUGGUGUCCUUUCCUUCAUCAGGAUGAGGCAGGGGUGAAUUAUUGCUGAGUGCCUCCACUCAGAGACACCAGGCCUAUUUAUUUCUUUCUUUAUAGAGGUUGUUGUAAUCAAAGGUCUAAAACAAAAAGACCACAAAAAACAGCUAAUCUUGUAAAGCAAGUAUAUGGUCUUUACCUGUGAAUUUAACUUUCUUUUCCUGUAUGUCUGAAAUGAAUAUAUUUGAGUGUUUGUUUGUGUUUUAUAGUUUUACAAUGACUUCUGUUCUCACUUGUACUGUUGCUGUUAAUUUUAAAAGGAGAGGUCUCUACAAACUGUUACCAUUAUUAUAGCAUAUUGAUUGUUUUUCUUGUAUCAUAAUUUGGCAUGUUGCGCACUAAAUUGUUUUAACCGUAACAAAAUGAAAUUAUCUGUCUAUAUCAUCAUAUAGACAUGUAUCAUGUACAUAUUUGUGCCAUGAUUGUAUUGUUUGAAUGUCUACAUUACAAAGAUUUAGUUUUGAAAAGAAUAUUUUCUAUAUAAAAGAAAAGUUUGCAUAGUGCCCUGUCCCCUAACGUGAAGCACAACGUCAGUGCCUCCAUCUCUGCGUUUGUCUUGUACAGCAUCAAACAUAAUUCAAGACAGGUUUAACGACGAUGUUAAAGGUGCUUUUGUUUGUCUGGUUUUUCUCUGUGAGGUCUGUCCCAGAGCUACUGACACCUUAAUGCCACUUAAUAUAGCAGCUGCACAAAAAGUAAACCUAGAGCAAAUGAUUGUCUUAUUACAUAUAAUUACAAAUGUUAAUGUUAAAAUAAGUUAUCAUAUUUAAUAUGCAUUACUGCUGGUAUAAACAUAUCAUUUAAUAACAUAGCUGAAUGACCUGUGCUGUGCAAUGUUGCUCCAAUGUACAUGUGCUAAAGCAAAUGUGUUAAACAGAAAAUGUAACUGUAUUUGAAUGAUAAAAUAUUUUAUUUUCAAUAAAUAAAUAAAUAUGUUUUUAUA